Cetraspora pellucida is the source of this 795-nucleotide messenger RNA. Lineage: Eukaryota; Fungi; Glomeromycota; Glomeromycetes; Diversisporales; Gigasporaceae. The record is from the annotation of a GenBank genome assembly.
AUGAACCAUCCUUCGCAAAUUGAAAAACAUGAGAACAAAGAAAACUUUGAACGUCUAGAAGAAUUCAAUAAUUAUUUAUUUUACCAGCACAAUGUCUACGAGUAUGCGUUUAAAGGCAAUGUAGGCGCACCAGUUUAUGAAAAGUUACAAAAUGGUGCUAAAGUACUAGAAUUUGGUUGUGCGAGUGGCAUUUGGACUACUGAAGUCGCUUCCGAAUAUCCAAAUACAGAAUUUUAUGCAGUUGAUUUUAUCAUACCAGAUUCUAGCGCUAACGAUAAUAACAAUAUUACAUUUAUUAAAUGUGAUAUUCUUAAAAAGUUACCAUUUCCCGAUAAUGAAUUUGAUUAUGUUUUUUCUCGAGAUAAAUAUAUUUUCUUCAAAAAUGAUAAUAUUCAAAAUUUUGUAUUGGAGAUCUUUAGAGUAUUAAAGCCGGGAGGCUGGUUAGAGGUUGUAUAUCCAUGUUUUUAUAAAGGUCUUCCUGGAUCAGCACUUUCACGAAUCUUUGACGGAGUGCGUUCGUUAUACAUGUCAUAUUACAUUGAUUAUAGAUUUUUUAUGACAAACUUUGAAACAUAUCUCCAAAAUACCGGAAAGGCUGAAAAUAUAUCGCAUCAAAUAGCAAAAAUUCCGCUCAUAAGUGACCAUGCUUUCGCAGAGUUUACUUGCGAAAAUUGUUUACUUUUUUUCAAAACUCUGAAAGGUCUUGUAGCUCCUAUAAUGAAAAUUUCAUUUGAAGAAUUUGAUGACUUAAUAAAUAACUCUGAAAAUGAACUAAAAACUCCAAAUGAAGAAAUG